Molecule: messenger RNA, 1356 nt
Organism: Nannochloropsis gaditana CCMP526
Exons: 4
Coding region: 40-1299 (419 amino acids)
Source: RefSeq, a predicted model, not a curated record
UCUAACGUUGGCGUACAUCCCACAUAUGCACACAUAGUAAUGCCUGGGCUGUGGCUAGUGACUAUGCUUUCCUUUUCCUUCGGCGUUACGUAUCCAAUGGCAUCGGCAGUGUCCCAAGGUAUUAAGUCCUCAUCAAAAGUAUUAGGUUUUGGACAUGCGCUUCGUUCACUGUUCAAUGUCGCCGCUCCCCUGUCUUUGGAACAGGGCGCGCACUUUUCUCGUACUCAACAACCAAGUGAUAAGAGAAGAAAGAGACUCUCUCAGGUUUUAAGCGUCAGCUCGGCAGCCUUCACACCAUUGUCUACCGGCAGCAAAGCUGCUACAGCUGCGAUAGAUCCGGACCACUUUGAUAUUCCUCCUUUCAGACCGACUCCAGCCUCGGACGAGGACAUCGCAUGUAUUGAACAGCGGCAGUUGGGUCACCCAAUAACCUGUGCCGGCGGCCCGCGUCAAAGAUGUGCCCACGGGUUUCCUCAAGCUUUUAUCUUUCACCCAACCAAGACGACUUUUAAUUCUGGUCUUUUUCGCCUGUCCUGCCCUCUGCUCGUGAAGGCCGUGGAUGAAUUCGAGGCCCAGGUCGCCCUGUGCUUCCGAGUCGGUUCUCCGAUCCACCCGUUUCCCUCCCUUCCCUCUCUCCCUCCAGGCGGCCUCCAGGAAUUCAACAGGAAAUUGGAAAAGUCCCCCGCGAUGCAACGUGAGUUUCGGCGUGUCAAUGCCCGGCACAGCGCCAUCCGCCGCGGGCUUGUGGACCCGGAGGGCCUUCGGAGCUACGUGGAGAAGCUGGGCGAGGCCGGCGUGGAGCAGAUUUUGGCGAGUGGUAUCGCCGGCGUCAGUCCCACCAAAACGGGAGACUUGAAGUGCCUGCAUGCCCAUCUGGCGGACUACCUGUGCACACGUACGGGGGGAGGGGAAGGCAAGGGAUGGGGGAGGGGAGGGGCCAUGCUGCGUGCAAAAGAGGAUGUUGCCCUCGCAUACCGCGACAUUUCCGUUGCCUUACUUUCUGGGUACGACAACGCAAUCGGGGAGGAGGUGUACGAGCAUUUACGCACCAACCGUCAGAUCGAGGUCGAGGGAAACGCAGAGUGCUGGCAGCAAUGUAAUUUGUCGUUUGAACGCACGCCCUCGUCCUGGUGGUAUGUUCCCGUGAAAAAUAAACAAAAGCUCCGAAGUCGUUAUCACCGGCGGACCGCGCGGAGGAAGGAACAUCGAGAACGUGGGGUGGAUGAAUACGGGGAUGGGGAGGAGGAUGCGCGUCAAAAGGGAUCGAACGAGGAGCAAAGAGGGACAGCAGCUGGCUAGUCGCCAGGGACUGUGAGACUGAAUCCGAAAAAGUAUCAAACUGGUUGAAGGGGUUCA